CUGAUAGCCGACGCUGGUAUACUAGUUAAUAGCUGCUUCACACACGGCGGAGUUAUAGCAGUCACCCUCACCAUGCGAGUCUUACUUCUAUUAUUUUUGCUGGCACCUCUUGUAGUUUUUUGCAGACAUCCGAACCGCCGAGACCAGAGAAUUCCAGAAGCGAGGCAGAAACGACGUCAUAACCCUCAAUUUCCAGAUUUGCUCAAGGUGCUAACGGAGAAUUAUUCCGCUCUAGGCGAACUUUUAAGUGCGACGUUGGAAGGGAUUAUGAAUCCGAAACCUGAGGCGAAAGUACUGUUGACAAGGAGCGAUCCUUCACUAAAUUCGUCAGUUUAUGAAGCUAUCGAUCCUUCGCUAAAGUCGUUUAUUGAAGCUAUGGAGAAGUUGACGAAAAACGAUCCUUCACUAAAUUCAUUUAAUAAAGCUAUGGAAAAGUUGAAGAAAGACGAUCCUUCACUAAAGACAUUUAUUGAAGCUAUGGAAAAGUUGCAGAAAUUUCAGAUGGAAACGUCGCCGUCGAAGAAAGACGAUCCUCGAAUACAGAUAUUCUAUAACCCUAGCUACAGGUCCGGCCAGCAUAAAUGAAUAUCAAGCCUAAAAUGCACCACUUUCCCAAGGCUUUAUAGUCGAAGUAGUAAAUAAAUAAAAAUUAAAAUAAUAAAAAGGAUGAAUAUAAUAAAAAA
Molecule: messenger RNA, 683 nt
Organism: Cydia splendana
Lineage: Eukaryota; Metazoa; Arthropoda; Insecta; Lepidoptera; Tortricidae
Exons: 16
Coding region: 73-585 (170 amino acids)
Source: RefSeq, a predicted model, not a curated record